Camellia sinensis is the source of this 1861-nucleotide messenger RNA. The record is from RefSeq and is a predicted model, not a curated record. Lineage: Eukaryota; Viridiplantae; Streptophyta; Magnoliopsida; Ericales; Theaceae.
AGGACGAGCCAAUUCUACCUCCUCUCAAAAAGGAGCAACUGAAGAAUAGCUGGGAUGAGGAAGAUGUGGAUGAAAAUGAUGUGAAGGAUUCUUGGGAGGAUGAAGAAGAAACUGUUCUGGCACCUGCACCUGUACCUGUACCUGUACCUGCACCUCCUGCAGAAAACGUUCCCAAGAAGAAAAGUGCAAAAGUAAAUGUACAGAAAGGAAAAACUGUUGUAGUGAAGGAAGUGCCGCUGGAUCCUCUGGUAGAAAAACUUUGCCAAGAAAGGCUUGUGGAAGAAGCUGAUUUUAAGUCCACCAGAGACUUGUUCAAUAGAAGAGGUGAUGAGAAGACCCUUGAUGAUUUCAUUCCCAAAUCCGAAAGUGAUUUCUUAGAAUAUGCUGAACUCAUUUCUCAUAAGCUUCAACCAUACGAGAAAAGUUUUCAUUAUAUUGGACUGCUCAAGGCUGUAAUGAGACUGUCAAUGACUUCUUUGAAAGCGGCAGAUGCAAAGGAGGUUGCCUCAUCUAUUACUGCAAUUGCAAAUGAAAAGCUAAAAGCAGAGAAGGAAGCCAAUGCUGGCAAAAAGAAGUCAGGUGCAAAGAAGAAACAGCUACAUGUUGACAAGCCGGAUGAUGAUGUUGUUGUCACCGCCUAUGAUGGUUAUGAUGACUAUGACUUUAUGUGAAAUUUUCAGUGAAUAGUUACCAUUGCCUCUGGAUUUAUCCCAAAGAAAUUAGGAUCAGGCAAUUAAAAUGUUCAAAUACAGCUGAUGAUCCUACGGUGUUUUCUGCUCCAUAUUAUUGAGAUCUGAGUGAUAAAAUUGCAGUUCAUUGAAUAAAAGAUUUUUGAACCUUUUUGUUUUUUGUAUUUUGUGAUGGUAGUGAAUUGCUGGUUGAAAAUACUGCCCCCAUGUUUGUUAAUCUGUACUGUCUUCCAUGCAGUGUGUGUUUCGAUGGAAUAUCUCAAGUUGUGAGUUUCUUGUCGCUUUCAACUGAGUUUCUACUUUCUUGUACCUUUCUUUCUGCAUCUUUUUCUUUGCAAUAGCGUUGGUGGCUUGCACACAUGCACAGUUGCUGUAACUUUUUCUUAUGUAAGUUUCGAGUUAUUGGAAAAUUUAAGCAAAGAUGUUAAAAGGCAUACACAGUUGCAGUCUGUUGUUUUGCCGAAGUGUAUAGUGAUGGUGCCUUAAUGGCCCAAUUCUAAAAUGCCGAGCAGAGUUCUUCUGUUUUAUUUUAUUCUAUUUUAUUUAUUUAUUUUACACGGACCAUUGUCUUCAAGUAUGAAAGGGCGUAAUGUCUACACGCUUGAUCUGUGAUUCUAACUUAUGAUUUGCCCAGAAUACUUCUAGUUUCCAGAGAGACUGCUUCAAAUGAUGCAACAUGGGAGGGAAGACAAUUCAUGGUGUUCCUGUAACAAACAUCUAGCUUCAUAUGUGCAGUUAACUGAUCGAAAACUACUUUUUUUCUCUCUUUUCUUUUCUAUAAGCUUUGACUUGACAGAACAUCAUCGGCAGCCACCACCCUCCUUGUAUUCUUCCUCAGCUCAAGCUCUUUACUGUGCUGGUGAUGAAGCUGGUCACAUGACUCUGGUUCUUUCGUCACUCUGUGACUUGGCAGGAACUGAGAUGGUGUGGUGCCUCCAAGAUUGAUUUUACAGAGGGAGAGCCAAAAGCACAUAGAUUGUUAAUUUGUAAGUAUUUGUGGGGAUGAAAAUGGUGGCCUUGCAGUCGUAAUUCAUGACUAGUUCAGUUGAUUCUGUGUAGAUUUAAUCGAGCAGCUUUUUGAAAUUUUUUUGGUUAUCUUCUUAGAAUUUUACCUGUCAACGUGAGGAAAGUAUUGGCAUAUGCAUGUAGUUAUUGAUUAGUGGAGUUGUAUA